Rotaria sordida is the source of this 1671-nucleotide messenger RNA. The record is from the annotation of a GenBank genome assembly. NCBI's taxonomy places the organism in Eukaryota, Metazoa, Rotifera, Eurotatoria, Philodinida, Philodinidae.
AUGGAUGAGAAUAUUCGACAAGUUCAUGUUGGAAUAAUUGGAUCUGGUUGUAGUGGUUUAGUUACAUUAAAAGAAUUAUUAGAAGAAGGUCAUCAAUGUACUGUUUUUGAAAAAUCAAAUUCUAUUGGUGGUUUAUAUACUCAAGCAUAUCAACAGGGUAUAUUUGUAUCAAGUCAUUUAUUAACUAUGUUUGGUGAUUUUAUUGGAAAUGAUGAAAAUAUUCUUUCUCAACCAAGAAUGUUAUCAUUUAUUGAAUAUUCACAAUAUUUAAAUGAUUAUGCUGAACAUUUUCAUUUAAAAGAAUUUAUUAAAUUUCAAACAGAAGUUAAAUCUUUAUGGAAAGAUUAUUCAGAAAAUAAAUGGAAAAUUCUUCUUAAUAACGAUCAACAAAUUUAUACAUUUGAUCGUAUUGCAAUUUGUUGUGGAGUUUAUGGAAAUAUAAAUAUGCCAAUAUUUAAAAAUCAACAUUUAUUUCAAGGAAAAAUUAAACAUUUAAAACAUAUACAAUUUUAUGAAGACUUUAAAGAUAAACAAGUUUGUAUUGUUGGAAGUGGAGAAUCAGCUAGUGAUAUGAUAUUAGCUGCUGCACAAUUUGGAAAAAAAGCUUUUUUAUCUAUAAGAAAUGAUCAUGGAUUUAUUGUUCCAAGAUAUAUUCAUGGAGAUCGAUAUGGACCAGCUGAUUUGGAUACAUCACGUGUUCAUCAUUCGAUUCCACGUGCAUGGGGAGUUUUACAUACCUAUAUCGAUAUGAUUAAUAGUUUAAUAAAAUCAUAUUUGAAAUGUUUAAUUUAUCAAAGAGGUAAAUCAACCGAUUAUGAUAAAGUAAGAAGAGCUGGAAUUUAUAUGAAUUUAAAACAAAUAAAAACAAGUAAUGUAUGGACUACAUUUGGAACAAAAAAUUCAAAUUUAGUUGAAGCAUUAGUUAAAUAUAAUGAUAAAUGUUUUCGAAAAUCUGGAAUAAAAGAAUUAAAAACAAAUUCAAUUAUUUUUGAAGAUAAUUCUGAAGAAUAUGUUGAUGAAAUAAUUUGUUGUACUGGAUUUCAAAAUUCAUUUCCAUUUAUAGAACAAAGUGAUCAAGCUGAUUCAAAUUUAAAACGUAUUGUAAAUGAAGCAAAAAUUUCUCAUAAUUUAUAUAAACAUUGUAUACAUCCAGAUUUUGGUGAUGAAAUAUGUUGGAUUGGAUUUGCUCGACCUGCAUUAGGUGCUAUUCCACCAUUAAUGGAACUUCAAGCACGUUGGUUUGCUUUAUUAUGUUCAAAUAAAUUAAAAUUACCAACAAAAUCUGAUAUGUUAAAACAAAUUUCUAAAUAUGUUAAAUAUUUAGAAUGGCAAUUAACACCUUAUCGUGUUAAUCGUAUUACUAGUUUAACUGAUUAUUUAAUUUAUUCAGAUGAUUUAUCAAGAACAAUUGGUUGUCGACCUAAUUUUACUAGAAUUUUUUUUACAGAACCAAAAUUAUGGAUAAAAUUAAUGUGUGGACCACUAUUAAAUGCACAUUAUCGUUUAUGUGGACCACAUGCUAAACCAAUACAAGCAAAAGAAAUCAUAUUAAAAGCUAAAUGGGUUAAACAACCGAAUAUUUUAUAUUUUUUUAUGUUAAUUUGUUAUGCAUUUUUUUGGUUAGUUUUUGGAAUUGAAUCAUGUAAACCUGCUGCUUGGUAUCCAUUAUAG